AUGCUGCAGAGUUCCAUUCAACAAAGAGCUCAUAGACGAGGAUUUUCAACGCCAUGCAACUCACGAUGUUUAUUAAAGACUUUCAGCUACAACCCUAACAUUCAAUAUGAUGGCCACCCAGAUAUAAACAUUGGAGAUAUGUCCAUCACUUGCUCUUUCUGCAAUGCUAAUAAGUGGUCCAGAGAAACUCCUGCUAUGUGUUGCACUAACGGAAAAGUUAACCCCACUCCCUUGCAGGAUCCACCACAGCUGUUAAGGUCACUCUACGACGGCACAAAUACGGAGUCGAAACAUUUCCUAAAUAACAUCCGCAAGUACAAUUGUGCAUUCCAAAUGACAUCUUUCAGCGCUAAUGUUGUUCAAGAAGGUGAGUUUAUGCCAACUUUCAAAGUUCAGGGACAGGUUUACCAUAGGAUAGGAUCGCUCGAACCUGCUGAAAAUAAAGAUCCUCAAUUCCUUCAACUGUACUUUCUAGGUAAUUUACAUGAGCAAGCCACCCGACGAAACUCCAUUUCCAAUGGCACUAAAUUUCAAUUGAUAAUGCAACUGCAAGACCUGCUGCACCAGACAAACAGCUACGUACGCAGCUUCAAGUAUGCCUUGGAAACCGAUACUUGUUCUAAUUUCAAUGUUGUCAUAGAUGCUCAGAAGAGACCAUCUACAGAACAUGCAGGCUGUUACAAUGCACCCACAUGCAAUGAAAUAGCUGUACUCCUUCACGGUCAACAGCACAAUCCCAGAGACAUUGUCCUUUGGCGACGUGACACCACCCUCCAACGAAUUACAGAAACACACCGAUCAUACGACACACUUCAGUAUCCACUUCUGUUUGUUUAUGGUGAAGAUGGCUACCACAUCGGUAUACCACAGCAACAUCCACAAAAUCGUCAUGAAUAUCUGAACAAGCAAGUAUCCUGCAUGGACUUCUACUCAUACCAAUGUAUGACACGAAACAACUCCUGUAAUCACCUCCACCAGUCUCAAGAUCUGUUUCAUCAAUUUGCAGUUGAUAUGUGCGCAAAAAUGGAAUCAGAGAGAUUGUGUUUCAUCAGAUCACAUCAACAAAAAUUGCGCUCUGACAGCUACAUCCAUCUCCGAGAUGCCAUCAACAACGAUGCUGCUCCAACAAGCAUAGGAAGACUUUGCAUCUUGCCUUCCACAUUCACUGGAAGUCCGCGAUAUAUGCAUGAAAGAACACAGGAUGCAAUGACCUUUGUACGCCAUUACGGCAGGCCUGACUUAUUCAUCACUUUCACAUAUAAUCAUAAGUGGAAGGAGAUUCAGGCCGAACUCUUCUUCGGUCAAAAGCCUAAAGACAGGCAUGACAUCCUCGCUCGAGCUUUCCAUCUGAAAUUAAUUAUUCUCAUGGACCUCAUCAAAAAAGGGCAAAUCUUCGGACCCAUACAAUGUGACAUGUACACAAUCGAAUGGCAAAAAAUGGGCCUUCCACAUGCUCAUAUCCUGCUUUGGCUCUCAACGAAGAUCAAAUCAACUGACAUCGACAAGAUAAUCUCUGCAGAACUUCCUGAUCCAGCUUUAGACAAGGUACUAUACGACAUAGUUAAAGCAAACAUGGUGCAUGGUCCAUAUGGGCAUGGAUUCAACCAUGUUUGA
This is a messenger RNA of Octopus bimaculoides (California two-spot octopus), 1614 nucleotides long. RefSeq lists its product as uncharacterized. Lineage: Eukaryota; Metazoa; Mollusca; Cephalopoda; Octopoda; Octopodidae. Gene Ontology annotation, molecular function: DNA helicase activity. The record is from RefSeq and is a predicted model, not a curated record. Gene Ontology annotation, biological process: telomere maintenance; DNA repair.